AUGCAAGUUGUUGUUAAAUCGCAAUCAGGAAAUUUACUGUUGCUCCAAGGUGAAGCCAACGAUACUGUUCGUGAUUUAAAGGAGAAGUUAUAUUAUCAUGUACAUAAUCCGCCAUCACAACAACGUCUAAUCUAUCGUGGUAAACAACUUGAUGACGAAAAAUUAUUAACAUCUUAUUCUAUUGCCAAUAAUGCUUUAAUUCGCUAUUUACCAGUAUCAAAGGAAGAAAUUCGAUUGAAUUGCAACCUGUUUACGGGGCAGUUUCUAUCGCUCAAUGUUGAGUUAGAUCAAAGCAUUUGUCAUGUUAAAGAACUGUUACAUCAACAAACUAAUAUUCCUAUGGAAAAACAACGAUUACUAUUAGCUAAUAAGCAAUUGAAAGAUACGGAAACAUUACGUUGUUAUGGAAUGCAAGAAAAUGAUACUAUCAACAUGGUAUUGAAAUUACCUCGUCGUAUACCUUUACAUAUUAAAAUGAAUCAUGAUAAAACUAUAACUAUUGAAAUCGAAUCGAAUAGUACUGUCGCUGACAUUAAAGAAGUGGUGUUUAUUAAUAAUAAUAUGCCGCCAAAUAAACAACGUUUAACGUAUAACGGGAAAGUCAUGCUGGAUUCAACAACAGUCGAUGACUAUGGUCUUAAAAAUUAUGAUACUAUCUACAUGAUACACCGUCGGAAAUCACGAAAUCAAGCCGUUAUUGUUCAAAUGGAAAAUGAUCAGACUUUAAGUGUACCAGCUAAAGAAGAUUCUACCAUUCAAGAAAUUAAACAUUUAAUUGAAGAACAAACAAACAUACCUUGGCGUCAACAACGAUUAUUACAUGAUGACGUUCUACUUAAUAAUUCCUCGACAUUAGCUGAUUGUCAACUGCAAUUGCCUUGUCAAUUGCAAUUAUUUUCAUCAGAUAUCUUGCAGAUUUAUAUACGACUUUCAGUGGGUAAGCAAUUGUCACUGGAAGUCUUAGAAAUGGAUAAAAUUUAUGAUAUUAAAGGUAGGAUUGAAGAUAAAGAAGGCAUAUCUAUUUUACAGCAAACAUUACGAUUUAAAGGUAAAAUUUUGAAAGAUCAAACCACUCUAAAGUCUUGUGAUAUCGGUAGUGGGUCUAUUCUGCAACUUAAAAUUAAUGUAGAUGAUCGAAAUUGUUGUGUUAUGUGA
Trichoplax adhaerens is the source of this 1155-nucleotide messenger RNA. RefSeq lists its product as uncharacterized. Gene Ontology annotation, cellular component: nucleus; cytoplasm. The record is from RefSeq and is a predicted model, not a curated record. NCBI's taxonomy places the organism in Eukaryota, Metazoa, Placozoa, Uniplacotomia, Trichoplacea, Trichoplacidae. Gene Ontology annotation, biological process: protein ubiquitination; modification-dependent protein catabolic process. Gene Ontology annotation, molecular function: ubiquitin protein ligase binding; protein tag activity. Bases 1 to 1155 code for a protein of 384 amino acids. The transcript has a single exon.